This is a messenger RNA of Verticillium alfalfae VaMs.102, 393 nucleotides long. RefSeq names its product transcriptional activator hac1. NCBI's taxonomy places the organism in Eukaryota, Fungi, Ascomycota, Sordariomycetes, Glomerellales, Plectosphaerellaceae. The record is from RefSeq and is a predicted model, not a curated record. The transcript has a single exon. The coding region runs from base 1 to 393 and encodes 130 amino acids.
AUGGACUUUGUACCUUCAGCUUCAGAUGCUCAUGAUCACUUCCUCGGCGGUCAUUUCAGCGUGUCAGAGGCCUUUGAUGCAGAUCGCUAUGUCCUUGAGAGCGGGCUUCUCUCUUCCCCCAACUCAGUCGAUUAUGACAACGAUAUUAUGGCUGGUGACUCGUCCGCGUUCGCAUCCGCGUUCAACUUCGACAUGGACGAGUUCCUCAACGAUGAGGCCAGCGCAGCCGCCACUGACGCGUCAGCAGCGGAGAACAGCGCAGCGGACCCGGACUACGGCCGCCGUGCCCCUAACCCUGAGACUCAAGUCUCUUCAGAAAAUCCUAACCUGCAGCCCCAAUCUGGCGCGUCCACUUAUGGAUGCGACGAUGGAGGCAUUGCGGUUGGUGUCUGA